GUCGGUGGAACAGCGCCCGGAGAGCGCACCGAGCACCACAAGGUGUUGACACGGGGUUAACCCUUCCCGGCUCCUGCCUUUCAGCCCGAGCCCAGCUAGAGGCGGAUUUUUGAAAUUCAGAUGAGGGAGGCGUAAAUAUUUUAUUUGGGGAAAUGGUUUUUUCGCGUGCCUUCGUGUGAGCCGCUCUCUGUGCGAUGUAAGGCUGCGUUGAAAUUCACCUAGCUGGGCAGAUUUCGUGGCAGUUUUUCGACAGGGUUUGCAAUUAGCUGAGCUCUCGUUUGGGCCAGCCCUGCUCCGAAAAAGCGCCGGUUUGUACCUGUAAGGCUGGGCAGAGUGUACAAUGGCACAUCUCCUGUCUUGUGCAAAUACACGCUGCGAAAGGAGAGCAGCCUGUAGCUGGGAAAAGGCAGCGUGCUGAAAAAGCAUCACUUGGGUCUUUAAUAUAGACAUUCUUACUCAAAACUGCCUCAAAAGGUGCAGAAGAGAUCACGCGUUGUUUUUUCCUUGAUAGAUGGGAAGAUAAUCCAACUUUUAUUUUUUUGUACUCAUCUCCCAUGUGUAACCUUCAAGUAGUGCUCAUAGUUGGAGAAAGAAGAAUGGUAGCGAUUCGAAGAAGUCUCUUUUAAUUUCUUUUUUUUUUUUUUUAAUUUUGGACCUAAGAUGCGUUUGUUUUAAAGUUUUGAAGUGUUCAGCUUCUUUCUUCUAUUUUCUUCAGAGACGUUCACAGUAAAGAAGAGGUCACGGAGUUGAUGCGGAGCUGCUGGGAGCCGGGAUCUGCCCGGAGCACGAUGCCCUGCCCUGCCCCUGGCCUUGGCAAGCUGUGAGCUGCUCAUGUCCAUAAGGAGGAAGGAUGGCUCAUGGAAUUCCUUCACAAGGCAAAGUUACCAUAACGGUGGAUGAGUACAGCUCCAACCCAACGCAGGCGUUCACGCACUACAACAUCAACCAGAGCCGCUUCCAGCCUCCCCACGUGCACAUGGUCGACCCCAUCCCAUAUGACACUCCAAAGCCAGCGGGCCACACGCGCUUUGUCUGCGUCUCAGACACGCACUCCAGAACAGAUGGCAUCCAGAUGCCCUACGGGGACAUCCUGCUCCACACGGGUGACUUCACCGAGCUGGGACUGCCCUCCGAGGUUAAGAAGUUUAAUGACUGGUUAGGAAACCUACCAUAUGAAUAUAAAAUAGUGAUUGCUGGGAAUCAUGAACUGACAUUUGAUAAGGAAUUCAUGGCAGACCUUGUUAAACAAGAUUACUACCGCUUUCCCUCUGUGUCCAAAUUGAAACCAGAGGACUUUGACAAUGUUCAGUCACUCCUGACAAAUAGUAUUUACUUACAAGAUUCAGAGGUAACAGUUAAAGGAUUCCGAAUAUAUGGUGCCCCGUGGACACCAUGGUUUAAUGGAUGGGGCUUUAAUCUACCCAGAGGUCAGUCUUUGCUAGACAAGUGGAACCUUAUUCCCGAGGGAAUUGAUAUACUAAUGACACAUGGACCUCCCCUUGGUUUCCGAGACUGGGUUCCCAAGGAGCUGCAGAGAGUGGGCUGUGUGGAGCUGCUGAACACAGUGCAGAGGAGAGUCAGGCCCAAGCUGCAUGUCUUUGGUGGGAUUCAUGAAGGUUAUGGCAUCAUGACAGAUGGCUACACCACCUACAUCAACGCCUCCACGUGCACAGUCAGCUUCCAGCCCACCAACCCUCCCAUCAUCUUCGACCUUCCCACCCCUCAAGGAUCCUGAAGCACUACUGGGGAAGGUCUAUAAACUGCCAUUUUCUAAUUAAAAACUUACCUUCAUGUUUAUUUCAAAAUAGGGGCUAGGGGGGAUUUUGGGGGAGCCGU
Messenger RNA from Zonotrichia albicollis (white-throated sparrow), 1836 nucleotides. It is a transcript of the gene MPPED2, whose product is annotated as metallophosphoesterase domain containing 2. The record is from RefSeq and is a predicted model, not a curated record. Gene Ontology annotation, molecular function: hydrolase activity. NCBI's taxonomy places the organism in Eukaryota, Metazoa, Chordata, Aves, Passeriformes, Passerellidae.